AUGGCGGAUGCGAUCGAAAAAGAAAAAGUAUUAAAACAUGGAAAUGACAAAACUAAUGGUAACGGGGUACACAACACUGAAAACGGCGUAUACAACAGUCCCACGUCACCCGGAUCAGAAGAGGAAGAAGAUCGUGGAACAUGGUCAGGUCCUUUCGACUUCUUAAUGAGCAUGAUUGCUUAUGCAGUAGGAUUAGGUAAGUGAAGUAUAUUGAUAUAUAAAAUAUCAUUAAGUUAACCUAUAAGUUAUCCUACAAACCUAUUAUAAUAUAAUUAUCAAACCCUAUAUUUAUAUCCCAUUUUCAGGUAACGUCUGGCGGUUUCCGUACCUCUGUUUCCGUAACGGUGGAGGUACCUUCUUGUUUGCUUACAGUUUCUUCUUCCUUCUGGCUGCCGUCCCCAUCUUCAACAUGGAAGUCACGGUAGGUCAAUAUCUCCAACGUGGAGCUAUGGAAAUCUGGUCGAUGUGUCCCCUGUUCAAAGGAGUAGGCAUUGGCAACGUUGUUAUCGCAUUCAUGUGUAUCUCGUACUUCUGUGUGAUCGUGGCGUGGGCCAUAUACUACAUGAUCGCUUCGUUCAACACCACCUUCCCUUGGGAAACGUGCAAUAACUACUGGAACGACAACAAAUGCAUCACGGGGAAGGAACCUCAUCUGAAGUUACAUCAGAUCAAGGCCAAUCUGACGGCUUACGGUCAACAGACAGAGACUUCUGUAGAACAAUAUUGGGAGAAGAGGGUGUUGAUGAUGACAGACAACAUCUCUGAGUUUGGUGGUAUCCAAUGGGAGUUGUUCUUCAUCAUGGCCUUUGCCUGGGUGAUCGUUUACUUUGCGUUGUGGAAAGGUAUUACCAAUGCGAGGAAGUUUGUCUACUUCUGUGCUUGUUUCCCUUACUUCUUGGUUAUCGUGCUUCUGAUUAGAGGACUAACACUCCCUGGAGCUUACACUGGAAUCUCCUUUUACCUUACUCCUAACUUCACAAAGUUGGCUGAACCCGCUGUCUGGAAGGAUGCUGGUACUCAAGUGUUCUACUCUUAUGGUGUUGGGUUUGGUACUCUUAUUGCUCUUGGAUCUCACAACAAAUUCACUCAUAACUGUUAUCGGUGAGAACUUUAAAAACUUGAAAGCUAUAGUGAAUAAGCUUGCUGUAAAGUUUUAAAAAGCCCAUUAGCAACGCAAUUCAGAAUAUUUAAAUUAUUAUUUUCAGUGAUGCUAUUAUCAUGUGUUUCGUCAAUGGAGGCACGAGUAUUCUGGCAGGUACAGCCGUCUUCUCUAUCCUCGGCUACAUGUCUUUCAUCGCUGAAAAAGACAUUGCCGAGAUCGUUAAGCCUGGUGUAGGCUUAGCGUUCCUGGCAUACCCAGAAGUUGCCAGCAACUUACCCAUGAAACAAGUCUGGGCUUUCUUGUUCUUCUUGAUGAUAACGAUUCUUGGAUUGGACAGUCAGGUACUUGACAGAUUUUGCUAUUUUUGUUAUGCCCCAACGUUUAUUUUACAUAAACAAUGCUAUGCAGGGCUUUGUAACUUAUAAUAACUAUAUGACACUUACAGGUAUGUAUGAUGGAAGGUUUGUUCACCGCUCUAGAGGACACCUUCCCCACAUUACUCCGUAAGCACAAGAAGAAGUCUCUGGCCUUCACUUGCCUUUUCUUCUUCAUCCUCGGCAUUCCAAUGGUAUCGUAUGCUGGAUCACAUUGGUUGACUUUGGUCGAUAACUACGGUGCCUCUGGCUACGCUUUGCUGUUUGUCGUAUUCUUCGAAGUUGUUGGUCUUUCAUGGGGUAUUGGAGUUGAAAGAAUUCGAAACGGAUUGAAGGAAAUGGUCGGCAUCUACCCAAACCCAGCCUUCCCUCUGCUCUGGAAGUACAUAUCUCCAUCUGUCACUCUGGUAAGUUUGAAGAACACGGUUUUAUAACUACCUUAACUUAUAUAACAGAUAUUAAAACAUAAACAUUUGAAAGAUUAUCAAAUAUACUCAAUGUUACAACCUAUUCUCUUUCAGUGCAUGUUCAUCCUAUGCACAGUAAUGUACACUCCUUUGUACUACACUGACGGACGUCCAUUCCCAAUCUGGGCCCAGCUGUUCGGCAUUUGCUUAUCAUUGUGCUCAAUGAUAUCUAUCCCCGCCUAUGCCAUCUACUAUAUGGUGACCAAACCGAAGGGGCAGUCUUGUAAAGAAAGAUUCUUCCAAGGAGUUUACCCACCCAAAGAAUUGGACGAACAAUUAGAGCGGAGGAGACAGAAGGCCAUGGCCAAGAAAGCGGAAGAAGAACAACGAUUACUCCUCAAGUAA
Bursaphelenchus okinawaensis is the source of this 2288-nucleotide messenger RNA. The record is from the annotation of a GenBank genome assembly. NCBI's taxonomy places the organism in Eukaryota, Metazoa, Nematoda, Chromadorea, Rhabditida, Aphelenchoididae.